AGUCGAGAGAUUUUCAAAGGCACCAAUUCACAUGUGAAGUUGUGCUCGCUACUAAAUCUUCUGAUCAAGGUUGAACAUUGAAGGUGAAGAUCGACCAAUGGCCGAAAUGAAAAGGGGUGAAGAUGUUACGAGCGUUGAUGUAUUUACUGCAAAAGGUCUGCUCAGCACCGGUCACCUGUAUCUGGAUGUCAGGACGAAUGAGGAGUUCAACACGAGCCACGUUGAAAAUGCCUUCAAUGUUCCUUACAUGUUCAAGACCCAAGAAGGUAAAGUGAAAAAUCCUGAAUUUCUAACCCAUAUUUCCUCAAUACUCAAGAAACAGGAUCACUUAGUCGUGGGUUGCAACAGCGGAGGCAGAUCACUUAAAGCUUGUGUAGAUCUUCUUAAUGCAGGUUUCGAGCAUGUCACUAACAUGGAAGGGGGCUACUCUUCAUGGGUGGACAGUGGACUUGCUGCUGACAAAGACAAACGAUCUGGUGAAUUAAAAGUCGCUUGCAAGUUCCGCCCUUGAAAUUAUUAUGUAAUGUAUGUCAUGCACCUCCAUAUGGCGUUAAAUUUAUUCUGUGGGAAUUAGCUAAUCGAGUAUUCCAGCAAGUAUAGGUUGGUGGUGUGCUUUAAAUUUGAUAAAGAAACAAUCGAGCAUUCCAAAUAACAGAGCAAUCGUAAUUGGAUGAUUUUUA
Rosa chinensis is the source of this 680-nucleotide messenger RNA. RefSeq names its product protein HIGH ARSENIC CONTENT 1, mitochondrial. The transcript is spliced from 7 exons. NCBI's taxonomy places the organism in Eukaryota, Viridiplantae, Streptophyta, Magnoliopsida, Rosales, Rosaceae. The coding region runs from base 98 to 511 and encodes 137 amino acids. The record is from RefSeq and is a predicted model, not a curated record. Gene Ontology annotation, molecular function: catalytic activity.